CGUUACGUUCUGAGGAAAACCCCGGAAGCCGCUGCGCCGCGCGCACCUUUAGCAAAGCGCGCUUCUCUCCCUCAGCGUUUUGGAGCCGCCCGGGCAAGCCCGAGAGGUUGACAGAUGAGGAAACUCUGGCUCAGAGAGAGUUGUCCUUCCUGUUCUCUCGUCUUGACGUGAGGAUGCUCAGGCCGCCGCCGAGACAGGUGGACGGGCCGCUGAGAGUGAACGGGCUUUCGCAGGGUCUGAGGGCUUCCCCAACCUAAAGUGCCCUGAACCGACUCUUCUGGAAGCAUCUCUGGAGCUUGAGGACACACAAGUCACGAGGGUCCAGUCAGAAUGUACAACAUGAGUGACGUGGAUUGCUCAUCUCAAAAGAUCCCCAAAAGCGACUCGAUACAUCACAUGAGCCACUCGCAGAUGCGGCCAGAGCUGCCCCCUCUGCCUCCUUCUGCUCACGAGGAACCAUCUGAACUCUACCAGAUGGUCAUGUCGCAUAGCUUUCAUCCCCCCUUGAUGCAACGCACAUCGUGGACCCUGGCUGUACCCUUCAAGGAGCAGCAGCACCACCGCGGGCCCAGCGACUCCAUUGCCAACAAUUACUCCUUGAUGGCCCAAGACCUGAAGCUCAAGGACCUGGUGAAGGUCUACCAGCCGGUCACCAUCAGCGUCCGUAAGGAAAGAGCCAUUCAGGGGCUGUUCUCAGCAACUAAAAGCUCCACAAAGCCCAACAAGAAGAAAAUGAGGUUCUCCCCUGGCGACAAAGAGGAUGCCGCUGGGACCAAGUUCGCCCACAACAUCUUAGCCGAGAAGGAGGCAGUGACCUUUUCCACCCCUCCGGGAAGCAGACCCAUGAGUCCAGAGGAACAGAUGAAUGUGAUGUUACAGGAGGAGAUGGAAAUUGAAAGUAAAGAGCCCAAGCCAUCCGAAUCAGACUUGGAGAGGUACUAUUACUAUUUGACCAACGGCAUCCGAAAAGACAUGAUUGCCCCUGAAGAGGAGGAAGUGAUGGCUCGGAUUUCAAAGCUGAUUUCUAACACGCUGCUGACAAGUCCCUCCCUGAAGCCCCUGGUGAACGUCCUGGUGGAAGAGAAGGGAAGUGACUAUUACAGUAGCCUCAUGAAAAGCAUUGUUGAUUACAUCCUCAUGGACCCAGCGGAGAGAAAGAGACUUUUCAUCGACAGUGUGCCCCGCGCGUUUCCGCAAAGAGUGAUCCGGGCCCCUGUGCCCUGGCACAGCAUUUACCGGGGUGCCAGGCAGUGGAAUGAGGAGCACCUGCACACGGUCAACCCCAUGAUGCGCAGCCUGGAGGAGCUGUGGUUUGCAGAAUUUAGAGACCUCCGGUUUGUGCGAACAGAGGAGUUACUUGCGGGACAGUUGCCUCUGCAGUCUCAUGAGUAUAGAGAUGUGAUCCAGAAACACUGCAUGGAAACACGCCAGACUCUUCUCAACAAGUGGAUCCCUGCCUGUGCCCAGCUUUUUGUCUCACGGAAGGAGCAGUGGGUGCAUUUUGCUCCCAAGAGCGACUACGACUCCUCUCGUAACAUUGAGGAAUACUUUGCUUCUGUUGCGUCCUUCAUGUCACUCCAGCUCAGAAAGCUAGUCAUUAAGUCUCUCAAGGACCUUGUUUCCUUUUUCAUGAUAUACAAGGAUGGGAACGAUUUCGAGGAGCCUUACCGAGAGAUGGAGUUCUUCAUACCUCAGCUGAUCAUAGUCAAACUUGAAGUCAAUGAGCCCGUUAUUGUCUUCAAUCCAUCUUUUGAUGACUGCUGGGAUUUAAUCCACAACUCUUUCUUGGAAAUUAUUAAGAACUCUGAGGGGAUCCCCAAGGUGGAAUCUGUCCUGUUCUCAGAGUUGAAAGGAUGUAACCUGAUUCUUCGAACCGUUAGCCCUGAAGAAAAACUGGUUUCUGAUUUUGUGGAGCAAGCUUUCGCGGUAUUUCAGAAAAACCACGUGGGUCCCCACAAAUACUUAAAGGUAUACAAAAAAUAUGAUGACUUAUUGGAUAACACGGCAGAGCAAAACGUCACUGCGUUCUUGAAAGAAAAUCAUGAAAUUGAGGAUUUUGUAACGAGGAUCAACAGCAUAAAAGCUCGGAGACAUGAGAUUGCGUCCAUGCACAUUUCCGUGCCAUUGGCCAUGUUCUGCCUUGAUGCCAUGCUUCUAAAUUAUGACCUCUGUGAGCGAGCCCAAAAUCUGAAUGACCGUCUGAUUGAUUUCCAAGUGGAUAUAAACCGGGACGCCAAUACCAGCAUCUGCAACCAGUACAGCAGCAUCGCGGACAAGAUCAGUGAGAUUCCCACCAACACGGAGGAGCUGGUGUCGCUCAUUAAAUUCUUAAAGAAAUCCAGCGAUGUCACGGUGUUCAAACUCCGGAGGCAGCUGAGAGAUGCGAUUGAACGGCUGGAGUUCCUCAUGGAUUAUGCAGUCCUGCCCCAAGAGGAUAUCAAAUUGAACAGCACCUUGCUCCUCUGGCCAGACCAGAUUGAAGAUAUCUUUGAAAACAGCCGAAACCUGCUCUAUAGCAAGAGAGAUCAGGCGGAGAUGGACCUCAUGAAAAGGUGCUCAGAGUUCGAAUUGAAAGUCGAGGGCUACAGCAAGCUACUGGAGGGUUUUAGGAAACGCGAAGUGAUGACUACAGAAGAAAUGAAACACAACGUGGAAAAGCUUCACGAGCUGUCCAAGAACCUCGACCUGGCACUCGUGGAGUUUGAGUUGAUCAACAAGGAGGAGGACCUGCUGGAAAAGGAGAAGAGCGCCUUCCCUCUGCUGCAAACCGUGAUGACCAACAAAGCGCCCUACGAGCAGCUGUGGGUGACGACGUACGAGUUCAGCAUCAAGUCAGAGGAGUGGAUGAACGGACCCCUCUUUUUACUGAAUGCUGAGGAAAUCGCCGAGGAAAUAGCGACCAUGUGGCGGACGAUAUAUAAAUUGACCAAGACCUUCGCCGACGUGCCUGCGCCCAGACGCUUAGUAGAAAACGUGAAGAUGAAGAUUGAGAAGUUCAAGCAGCACAUCCCAAUCCUCAGCAUUUCCUGCAACCCAGGGAUGAGAGACCGGCACUGGCAGCAGGUCCUGAAAUGCCCCCGCAGCCCGCCCAGCCCGCUGGAGCCCAUUGGGGCAGCUGCCAGCAAGGAGUACUCUCUGGAGAAGAACCUGGAGAAAAUGAAGCUAGACUGGGUGAACCUGACGUUCAACUUCGCGAAGUACAGGGACACGGAUACAAGCAUCUUGUGUGCAGUCGAUGACAUCCAACUGCUGCUUGACGAUCACGUGAUCAAGACCCAGACCAUGUGUGGGUCCCCAUUCAUCAAACCCGUGGAAGCAGAAUGCCGGAAGUGGGAAGAAAAGCUAGUCCGAGUGCAGGAAAAUUUGGAUGCCUGGCUGAAAUGCCAAGCCACCUGGCUGUACCUGGAGCCGAUCUUCAGUUCAGAGGAUAUCAGAGCCCAGAUGCCAGAAGAGGGCAGGAAAUUCGCCAUCGUUGAUGGUUCCUGGAAAUCAAUCAUGUCCCAAGCGGUGAAAGAUGCCAGGGUCCUGAUGGCCGCAGACCAGCCACGGAUGGCCGAGAAGCUUCAAGACGCGAACUCUCUGUUGGAGGAGAUCCAGAAGGGGCUAAAUGAUUACCUGGAGAAGAAGAGACUCUUUUUCCCCAGGUUCUUCUUCCUGUCAAAUGAUGAGCUGCUGGAGAUCUUGUCAGAAACCAAGGACCCCCUCCGAGUGCAGCCACACUUGAAGAAGUGCUUUGAAGGAAUCGCCAAGCUGGAGUUCACGGACACUCUGGAGAUCGUGGGCAUGAUCAGCUCGGAAAAAGAAACUGUUCCAUUCCAAGAGAAAAUCUACCCGGCUCAAGCCAAAGGCAUGGUGGAGAAGUGGCUCCAGCAGGUGGAGCAGAUGAUGCUCAUGAGCAUGCGGGAAGUUAUUAGACUUGGGAUCAAAGCAUACGUCCAGGUUCCUCGUAAUCACUGGGUCUUACAGUGGCCUGGCCAGGUGGUCAUCUGUGUCUCCUCCAUCUUUUGGACCCAGGAGGUGUGCCAAGCCUUGGUGGAACAGACCCUACUGGAUUUCCUGAAAAAGAGCAAUGACCAGAUUGCACAGAUUGUCCAGCUGGUGCGAGGGAGGCUGAGCAGCGGGGCACGCCUCACCCUUGGGGCCCUCACGGUCAUCGACGUCCAUGCUCGCGACGUAGUGGCCAAGCUGUCCGAGGACGGUGUGUGUGACCUGAACGAUUUCCAGUGGAUCUCGCAGCUGCGCUAUUACUGGGAGGCCACGGAUGUGCAGGUGCAGAUGAUCACGACAGAGGUCCUGUAUGGCUACGAGUACCUGGGCAACUCGCCCCGCCUGGUCAUCACGCCCCUCACCGACCGCUGCUACAGGACUCUGAUGGGGGCUUUGAAGCUGAAUCUUGGGGGAGCUCCAGAGGGUCCAGCUGGGACAGGAAAGACAGAAACCACCAAAGAUCUGGCCAAAGCUUUAGCUAAGCAGUGUGUGGUCUUCAACUGCUCAGAUGGCCUGGAUUACAAAGCCAUGGGGAAGUUCUUCAAGGGACUGGCCCAGGCUGGAGCAUGGGCCUGCUUUGAUGAGUUCAACAGGAUUGAGGUAGAGGUGCUGUCCGUAGUGGCCCAGCAGAUUCUCAGCAUCCAACAAGCCAUCAUCCGGAAGCUGAAGGUGUUCAUCUUUGAAGGCACCGAGCUCUCUCUGAACCCAACCUGCGCCGUCUUCAUCACCAUGAACCCUGGGUAUGCUGGCAGGGCGGAGCUACCCGACAACCUCAAGGCCUUGUUCCGGACAGUGGCCAUGAUGGUGCCAGAUUACGCCCUCAUUGGAGAAAUCUCUCUCUAUUCCAUGGGGUUUCUGGACUCCAGGAGUCUUGCCCAGAAGAUUGUGGCGACCUACCGCCUAUGCUCAGAGCAGCUGUCCUCCCAACAUCACUAUGACUACGGCAUGCGAGCCGUCAAGUCUGUGCUCACGGCCGCUGGCAACCUAAAGCUCAAGUACCCCGACGAGAAUGAGAGCGUCCUGCUGCUCCGGGCCCUGCUAGAUGUCAACCUGGCCAAGUUCUUGGCUCAAGAUGUGCCUCUGUUUCAGGGAAUUAUAUCCGAUUUGUUUCCUGGAGUUGUUCUUCCAAAGCCAGAUUACGAAGUUUUUGUGGAUGCGCUGAAUGAGAACAUCAAAAAGAUGAAGCUCCAGCCAGUACCUUGGUUUAUUGGGAAAAUUAUCCAGAUCUACGAGAUGAUGCUGGUAAGACAUGGCUACAUGAUUGUCGGAGACCCCAUGGGUGGCAAGACCUGUGCUUAUAAAGUAUUGGCUGCAGCUCUGGGUGAUUUAAACCAAGCCAACCAGAUGGAGGAAUUCGCCGUGGAGUACAAGAUUAUCAACCCCAAGGCCAUCACCAUGGGGCAGCUGUAUGGGUGCUUUGACCCCGUGAGCCAUGAAUGGACGGACGGCGUCCUCGCCAACACCUUCCGGGAGCAAGCGUCUUCAGUGUCUGAGGAGCACAAGUGGAUUGUAUUUGAUGGGCCAGUGGAUGCUGUGUGGAUCGAGAACAUGAACACUGUUCUGGAUGACAAUAAAAAGUUGUGUUUGAUGAGUGGGGAGAUUAUCCAGAUGAGCCCCAAGAUGAGUCUGAUCUUCGAGCCGGCCGACCUGGAGCAGGCGUCCCCUGCCACCGUGAGCAGGUGCGGGAUGAUCUACAUGGAGUCCCAUCAGCUGGGCUGGAAGCCCCUGAAGGAUUCGUACAUGGACACCCUGCCCUCCAGCCUCACUGAGAAGCACAGGGAACUGGUCAAUGACAUGUUCAUGUGGCUGGUCCAGCCCUCCCUGGAGUUCAUUCGCCUUCAGUGUAAAUUUGUGGUGCAAACAUCCCCCACCCACCUUGCCUUCUCCAUGAUGAGACUGUACUCCUCUCUGCUUGAUGAAAUCAGGGAAAUAAAAGAUGACAGUGAAUCACCUGAAGGUCUGACCAGCCAACAGGUCUUCCUCUGGCUUCAGGGCCUGUUCCUCUUUGCCUUGGUGUGGACAGUGUCCAGUACUAUCAACACAGACGGCAGGAGGAAAUUCGACCUCUUCUUCCGCAACCUGAUCAUGGGCCUGGAUGAUAACAACCCAAGGCCCAAAAGCGUCAAACUCACCAAAAACAACAUCUUUCCAGAAAGAGGCAGCAUCUACGAUUUUUAUUUCCUCAAGCAAGGCAGUGGACAUUGGGGCACAUGGACAGAGUAUAUCACCAAAGAGGAAGAAACUAUCCCAAUUAAUGCGAAGGUCUCAGAACUCAUCAUCCCCACCGUGGAGACGGCCCGACAGUCCUUCUUCCUAAAAACCUACGUGGACCAUGAGAUUCCAAUGCUGUUUGUGGGACCCACCGGCACGGGCAAAUCAGCCAUCACCAACAACUUCCUUCUCCACCUUCCCAAAAAUACCUACCUGCCCAGCUUCAUCAAUUUCUCCGCCAGGACCUCCGCCAACCAGACGCAGGAUAUCAUCAUGUCCAAGCUGGAUCGACGGCGGAAGGGCCUCUUUGGGCCUCCCAUCGGGAGGAAGGCAGUGGUAUUUGUGGAUGACCUCAACAUGCCAGCCAAAGAGGUGUAUGGGGCCCAGCCCCCCAUCGAGCUCCUGAGGCAAUGGGUUGACCACGGUUACUGGUUUGACAAGAAGGACACCACCAAGCUGGACAUCGUGGAUGUGCUGCUGGUGACAGCCAUGGGCCCCCCCGGUGGAGGAAGGAAUGACAUUACUGGACGAUUCACUCGCCAUCUGAAUAUCAUCUCCAUCCACGCCUUUGAGGAUGACAUUUUAACCAAGAUUUUCAGUUCGAUUGCUGACUGGCAUUUUGGGAAAGGGUUUGACGUGAUGUUCCUCAGGUUUGGAAGGAUGCUGGUACAGGCUACGAUGACGAUUUAUAAAGCUGCAGUGGAGAACUUCUUGCCAACUCCCUCCAAGUCACAUUAUGUCUUUAACCUGCGGGACUUCGCACGAGUGAUCCAAGGGGUACUGCUCUGCCCUCACACCCACCUACAGGACUUCGAAAAACUUAUCCGGCUUUGGAUCCACGAGAUUUAUCGGGUCUUCUAUGACCGUCUGAUUGACGACGAGGACAGACAGGUCUUCUUCAACAUGAUGAAGGAAACCACUUCCAGUUGCUUCAAGCAGACCGUGGAGAAGGUCCUUGUCCACCUGUCGCCCACGGGAAAGAUCGUUGAUGACAACGUCCGUAGCCUCUUCUUUGGAGAUUACUUCAAACCAGAAAGUGACCCGAAAAUCUACGAUGAGAUCACUGACCUGAAGCAGCUGACAGUGGUCAUGGAGUACUACCUGGAAGAGUUCAACAAUGUCAGCAAGGCCCCCAUGUCCUUGGUCAUGUUCAGGUUCGCCAUUGAGCACAUCUCCAGGAUCUGCAGGGUCCUGAAGCAGAACAAAGGCCACCUGCUCCUGGUGGGCAUUGGGGGCAGCGGGCGGCAGAGCGCCAGCAAACUGUCCGCGUUCAUGAAUGCGUACGAGCUGUACCAGAUUGAGAUCACCAAGAGCUACUCGGGCAGUGAGUGGCGGGAGGACCUGAAGAAGGUCAUGCUGCAGGUGGGCGUGGCCACCAAGAGCACCGUGUUCCUCUUCGCUGACAACCAGAUCCAGGACGAGUCCUUCAUCGAGGACAUCAACAUGCUUCUAAACACGGGCGACGUGCCCAACAUCUUCCCUGCCGACGAGAAGGCCGACCUGGUGGAGAAGAUGCAGACGGCUGCCAGGACCGAGGGUAGGAAGAUCGAAGUCACGCCUCUUUCGAUGUACAACUUCUUCAUCGAGAGGGUGAAAAAGAACCUGCACAUUGUCCUUGCCAUGAGCCCAGUUGGGGACGCCUUUCGGAACCGCCUGCGGAUGUUCCCUUCCCUGAUCAAUUGCUGUACGAUCGAUUGGUUCCAGUCCUGGCCCACAGACGCCCUGGAGUUGGUAGCUAACAAGUUUCUGGAAGAUGUGGAGCUGGAUGACCAUAUUCGGUCAGAGGUCAUCUCCAUGUGCAAGUAUUUCCAGGAGAGUGUGAAGGAGCUGUCGCUGGAUUAUUACAACACGCUCCGCAGACACAAUUACGUCACCCCCACCUCAUACCUUGAGUUGAUCCUCACCUUCAAGACGCUGUUGCAGAGGAAGAGGCAGGAGGUUGAUACAAUGAGGAACCGCUACCUGACGGGCCUGCAGAAACUCAGCUUCGCAGCUUCCCAGGUGGCAGUCAUGCAAGUCGAGCUGACCGCCCUCCAACCCCAGCUCAUCCUCACCUCUGAGGAGACCGCCAAGAUGAUGGUGAAAAUUGAAAAGGAAACGAAAGAAGCCGAUGCCAAGAAGCUCCUGGUGCAGGCCGAUGAAAAAGAAGCCAACGCUGCCGCUGCUAUUGCUCAAGGAAUCAAGAACGAAUGUGAGGGGGACCUGGCCGAGGCGAUGCCGGCCCUGGAAGCUGCUCUCGCGGCCCUCGACACCCUGAACCCGACCGACAUCUCACUGGUGAAGUCGAUGCAGAACCCCCCAGGCCCUGUCAAGCUGGUCAUGGAGAGCAUCUGUGUCAUGAAAGGGCUGAGACCCGAGAGGAAGCCGGACCCCAGCGGCACCGGUAAAAUGAUAGAAGAUUACUGGGGGUUAUCGAGAAAGAUCCUUGGCGAUCUGAAAUUCCUGGAGAGCCUUAAGACGUAUGACAAGGACAACAUCCCCGCAGUGGUCAUGAAGCGGAUCCGGGAAAAGUUUAUCGACCACCCAGACUUCCAGCCGGCCAUCAUUAAAAAUGUGUCGUCUGCCUGCGAGGGUCUGUGCAAGUGGGUGAGGGCCAUGGAGGUGUACGACCGCGUGGCCAAAGUGGUGGCCCCCAAGCGGGAGCGGCUGAAGGAGGCCGAGGGCAAGCUGGACACACAGAUGCAGAAGCUGAACCAGAAGCGAGCCGAGCUGAAGCUGGUGGAAGACCGGCUCCAGGCCCUGAACGAUGACUUUGAGGAGAUGAACACCAAGAAAAUGACCUUGGAGGAGAAUAUCACUGUCUGCUCCCAGAAGCUGAUCCGGGCCGAGAAGCUCAUCAGCGGUCUCGGGGGUGAGAAGGACAGAUGGACGGAAGCCGCCCGGGGGCUGGAGGUCUGCUAUACUAACCUGACGGGCGAUGUGCUGGUGUCCUCGGGGACCGUGGCUUACCUGGGGGCCUUUACGGUAGAUUACCGGGCCAACUGCCAAAAUCAGUGGCUGGCCCAGUGUAAGGACAGAGCCAUCCCCGGCUCCCACGACUUCAGCCUCAGCAGCACGUUAGGGGAUCCCGUAAAGAUCCGGGCCUGGCAGAUCGCCGGGCUGCCCAUCGACUCCUUCUCCAUUGACAAUGGCAUCAUCGUGUCCAACUCCAGACGCUGGGCCUUGAUGAUCGACCCUCAGGGUCAGGCCAAUAAGUGGGUCAAGAACAUGGAGAAAGCGAAUAAGCUGUCCAUCAUCAAGUUCUCGGACACCAGCUAUGUGACGACGCUAGAAAAUGCCCUGCAGUUUGGCACCCCCGUCUUACUGGAGAACGUUGGCGAAGAGCUGGACGCCUUUAUCGAGCCCAUCUUGCUCAAGUCCACAUUCAAGCAGCAAGGCAUCGAGUACAUGAGGCUGGGCGAGAACAUCAUCGAAUACUCCAAGGAUUUUAAGUUGUACAUCACCACCCGUUUGAGGAACCCACAUUACCUCCCCGAGGUCGCCGUGAAAGUCUGCCUCCUCAACUUCAUGAUCACCCCCUUGGGCCUCCAAGACCAACUCCUUGGCCUCGUGGCCGCCAAGGAGAAGCCCGAGCUGGAAGAGAAAAAGAACAAGCUGAUAGUGGAAAGCGCCAGGAACAAGCAGCAGCUGAAAGAGAUCGAAGAUAAGAUCUUGGAGGUCCUGUCCCUGUCCCAGGGCAACAUCCUGGAGGACGAGACAGCCAUCAAAGCUUUGUCCUCCUCCAAAAAGCUGUCGAAAGAAAUCUCAGAGAAGCAGGAAAUCGCUUCGGUGACAGAAAUGCAGAUUGACCAGACUCGGAUGGGCUACAAGCCGGUGGCUGUCCACUCGGCCACCAUCUUCUUCUGCAUCUCCGACCUGGCCCACAUCGAGCCCAUGUACCAGUACUCCCUCACCUGGUUCCUGAACCUCUACGUGCUCUCGCUGGCCCACAGCCAGAAGAGCGAGCAGCUGGAGAGACGCAUCGAGUACAUCAUGGAGCAUUUCACCCUCAGCGUCUACAACAACAUCUGCCGCUCUCUGUUCGAGAAGGACAAGCUGCUCUUCUCCCUCCUGCUGACCAUCGGCAUCUUGAAAGAGAAGAGGCAGGUGGAUGAGGCUGUGUGGUACUUUCUCCUGACCGGAGGCGUGGCCCUGGACAACCCCUUCACCAACCCCGCGCCCGAUUGGCUGUCUGAGAAGGCGUGGGCAGAAGUGGUGCGGGCCUCGGCGCUGCCAAAACUGAGAGGCCUGAUGGAGCACAUGGCACAGUACCCGGAUGCAUGGAAGGUCAUCUAUGACUCGGCCUUUCCCCACAAGGAGAAGUUCCCUGGGCCUUCAAAGUUCCUGCAGGGGCUGGAGCGGAUGGUGGUCCUUCGCUGUCUGCGGCCUGAUAAGAUGAUCCCAGCUGUUAGGGAAUUCAUUGCUGAGCACAUGGGCAGCCUGUACAUCGAGGCCCCGACCUUUGACCUCCAGGGCUCCUACAAUGACUCCAGCUGUUGUGCGCCACUGAUUUUUGUGUUGUCUCCGGGCGCCGACCCGAUGGCAGGACUGCUGAAGUUUGCUGACGAUCUCGGCAUGGGAGGUGCCAAAACACAGACCAUCUCCCUCGGCCAAGGCCAAGGCCCUAUUGCGGCCAAAAUGAUCCACACCGCCAUCAAAGAUGGGACGUGGGUGAUCUUACAGAACUGCCAUCUGGCCACGAGCUGGAUGCCCGCGCUGGAGAAGAUCUGUGAGGAGGUGAUUGUUCCCGAGGCCACCAACCGCAGAUUCAGACUCUGGCUAACCAGCUAUCCAUCGGAGAAGUUUCCAGUCAGCAUCCUGCAGAACGGGAUCAAAAUGACCAAUGAGCCCCCCAAAGGGCUCCGCGCCAACCUGUUGCGCUCCUACCUCAAUGACCCCAUCUCGGACCCCAUGUUCUUCCAAAGCUGCACGAAGGCCGUGAUGUGGCAGAAGCUGCUGUUUGGUCUUUGCUUCUUCCAUGCCAUCGUUCAAGAGAGGAGGAACUUUGGACCUCUAGGUUGGAAUAUCCCUUAUGAAUUCAAUGAAUCCGACCUGAGGAUUAGUAUGCGGCAGACGCAGAUGUUUCUGAACGACUACAAGGAGGUGCCAUUCGAUGCCUUGACCUACCUGACAGGGGAGUGUAAUUAUGGAGGCAGAGUGACCGAUGACAAAGACAGACGUCUCCUGCUGUCCCUUCUGUCCACGUUCUACUGUAAGGAAAUCGAGCAGGACCAUUACUUUGUGGCUCCUGGAGAUACCUACUACAUCCCUCCCCAUGGCUCCUACCAGUCCUAUAUCGACUAUCUCAGGACCCUCCCCAUCACAGCCCACCCAGAAGUGUUCGGCCUCCAUGAGAAUGCUGACAUCACCAAGGACAACCAGGAAACCAACCAGCUGUUUCAAGGGGUGCUGCUGACCCUGCCCAGACAGUCGGGAGGGAGCGGCAAGUCUCCUCAGGAAGUGAUUGAGGAGCUGGCCCAGGACAUACUCUCCAAGCUUCCCAGCGACUUUGACCUGGAUGUGGUCAUGAAGCUGUACCCCAUGGUCUAUGAGGAAUCCAUGAACACGGUCCUGAGGCAGGAGCUCAUCAGGUUCAACAGGCUGACCAAAGUGGUUCGCAGAAGCCUCAUCAAUCUUGGCCGAGCCAUUAAAGGGCAGGUCCUGAUGUCCUCCGAGCUAGAGGAUGUCUUCAAUAGCAUGCUCGUGGGUAAAGUGCCAGCCAUGUGGAUGGCCAAGUCCUACCCAUCGCUGAAGCCCCUGGGGGGCUAUGUGGCUGACCUGCUGGCCCGCCUGGCCUUCUUCCAGGAAUGGAUUGACAAUGGGCCCCCUGUGGUCUUUUGGCUCUCUGGAUUCUACUUCACACAGUCCUUUUUGACGGGUGUCUCUCAGAAUUAUGCCCGGAAAUACACCAUCCCCAUCGACCACAUCGGAUUUGAGUUUGAGGUAACCACACAAGAAACGGUCAUGGAGAGAAACCCAGAAGAUGGGGCCUACAUAAAAGGACUCUUCCUAGAAGGUGCCCGUUGGGACAGGAAAAGGAUGCAGCUUGGGGAGUCUCUCCCCAAAAUCCUGUAUGACUCACUGCCCAUCAUUUGGCUGAAACCUGGGGAAAGUGCGACAUUUUUGCAUCAGAACAUUUAUGUGUGUCCGGUGUAUAAAACAAGUGCCCGGAGAGGCACCCUCUCCACCACGGGCCACUCCACCAACUACGUUCUCUCCAUCGAACUUCCGACGGACAGGCCCCAGAAGCACUGGAUAAACCGAGGGGUAGCCAGUCUCUGCCAGCUGGAUAACUGAAGGCGUCUGUCUCAGCACCGCAAAUAAACGGCAUCUCUUUCUCCACUA
Hipposideros armiger (great roundleaf bat) is the source of this 12522-nucleotide messenger RNA. It is a transcript of the gene DNAH3, whose product is annotated as dynein axonemal heavy chain 3. Gene Ontology annotation, biological process: microtubule-based movement. Gene Ontology annotation, cellular component: dynein complex. The record is from RefSeq and is a predicted model, not a curated record. The transcript is spliced from 61 exons. Gene Ontology annotation, molecular function: ATP hydrolysis activity; dynein light intermediate chain binding; dynein intermediate chain binding. Lineage: Eukaryota; Metazoa; Chordata; Mammalia; Chiroptera; Hipposideridae. Bases 331 to 12474 code for a protein of 4047 amino acids.